Epinephelus lanceolatus (giant grouper) is the source of this 2558-nucleotide messenger RNA. RefSeq names its product keratin, type II cytoskeletal cochleal-like. Gene Ontology annotation, cellular component: keratin filament. NCBI's taxonomy places the organism in Eukaryota, Metazoa, Chordata, Actinopteri, Perciformes, Serranidae. Gene Ontology annotation, biological process: keratinization; intermediate filament organization. Gene Ontology annotation, molecular function: structural constituent of skin epidermis. The record is from RefSeq and is a predicted model, not a curated record.
UCUUAGUGCACUCUUCUGCUCUGCCAAAGCUCUCUCUGCUCCUUUUCUCUGUUAAUCCUUCUCUUUCAGAGGAAACAAAACUAACCAUGAAUCGUAGAUUAGGAGGAGGAAGUUAUAUGAGUGUUAGCAGCACCAGCAGUGGUUUUGCUGGUGGUGGUGGCGGCGGUGGUGGUAGUCGCCAAUAUGCAAGAUCUCUCCAGCUGUCCUCCAGUGGACCUAGAAUGUCAUCUGCCUCGAUGAUGUUACCUUAUGGUGGUCAGGUUUUUUACGGCAGGGGUCAGGGCAGUGGUGGUUAUAGCGGUGGUGGCGGUAGUUACAGCCGUGUUUCUCUCAUUGGAUCUAGUAUUGGUGGCGGAGGUGGCGGAGGUGGCGGAGGUGGCGGAGGUGGAAGUAUGCGAUUCUCAGGAGGUAUGGGUGGUAUGGGUGGUAUGGGUGGUAUGGGUGGGCAAAUCACGAAUGUAACAGUCAACCAGAACCUACUGGCCCCCGUGCCCAUUAAUAUCGACCCCACCAUCCAGACUGUCAGAACCCAAGAGAAAGAACAGAUCAAGACUCUAAACAACCGCUUCGCACAGCUCAUUGACCGGGUCCGCUUCCUGGAGCAGCAGAACAAAAUGCUGGAGACCAAGUGGAGCCUAAUGCAGGAUCAAACCACCACCCGCUCCAACAUUGACGCCAUGUUUGAGGCCUACAUCAGCAACCUGCGCAGGCAGCUGGACGGGCUCGGCAAUGAGAAGGUGAAGCUGGAGGGAGAGCUGAAGAACAUGCAGGGAAUGGUGGAGGACUUCAAGAAGAAGUACGAAGAUGAAAUCAACAAGCGUGCUGCUGCAGAGAAUGAUUUUGUGCUCCUGAAGAAGGAUGUAGAUGCGGCCUACAUGACCAAGAUUGAGCUGGAAGCCAAGGCUGAUGCCCUCCAGGAUGAGAUUAACUUCCUCAGAACUGUCUAUGAGGCGGAACUGGCUGAGCUCCAGGGACAGAUCAAGGACACCUCAGUCAUUUUGUCGAUAGACAACAGCCGAAACCUGGACAUGAGCGCCAUUGUGGCUGAGGUCAAGGCUCAGUAUCAGGAGAUGGCAGACCGCAGCCGUGCCGAGACUGAGGAAUGGUACACACAGAAGUAUGCGGCUAUGGAAGCCAGUGCAGGUCAGGCUGGAGAUGACCUUCGCAGCACCAAGAGUGAGAUUGCUGAUCUUACCCGCAUGAUUAACCGCCUUCAGAGUGAGAUUGAGGCAGUCAAGGGACAGCGUGCCAACCUGGAGGCCCAGAUCGCUGAGGCUGAGGAGCGCGGUGAGCUGGCUGUGAAAGACGCCAAGGCCCGCAUUAGGGACCUGGAAGAGGCUCUGCAGAAAGCCAAACAGGACAUGGCCCGCCAGGUCCGCGAGUACCAGGAGCUCAUGAACGUCAAGCUGGCUCUGGACAUUGAGAUUGCCACCUACAGGAAGCUUCUGGAGGGAGAGGAAGACAGAAUUGCCGGUGGUGGUGCACAGGCAACCGUUUUCAUUCAGAGCCAAAGCAGCGGCUUCAGUGGUGGUGGAGGCGGAGGCGGAGGCGGAGGCGGAGGCGGAGGCGGAGGCGGCGGCUAUGGCGGCUAUGGCGGCUAUGGCGGUGGCGGCGGCUAUGGCGGUGGCGGCAGCUAUGUCAGUGGCGGCUAUGGCGGUGGCGGCAGCGGCAGCAGCCUAAGACUCAGCACUGGUGGAAGUGGUGGUGGUGGCGGCACAGUCAUCACAAGAUCAACCACCAGCAGCAGCAGCAGGUCUUCCCGCAACUUUUAAAAACAACAGUUGUCCUUUUCUCCAUUCUCCUUUUUCCCUCAUUUUGGUCUCCUCCUCUUAUCCCUCCCCUCUGCCUGACAACCACUAAAAGCUUCCCCCAUCACUUCUCUCCCUGGAGACACAUCAGCCUCAGAAACAUUAGCCUUUAACCAUUUUCAGCGAGCAGAUCCAUAUAAUGGUACGGCUCUCUUUGGGCAUUUAGUUAUUGUGUUGCUGCUCCCUUUUUGGCACCGCAUACCUACAGAGAGUCAGAGAUUACAUCAAAAUACAAGUAGAGGCAGAGAAGUUAUUAGAUCAGAAACAAAGAGCAGCAGAGAUAUGAAUCACUCCUCUCUUCCUUUGAUCAGUCAGACUGGCUGUCUUUUGCCUGCUGGAUCUGCCGUCAUGCAGACAAGUGGAUAGCCGACUUGUAGUGUCAUGACAGAAAGUCCUUACAUGGCAACAGUCGUUGCACACAAAAUGCCGAUAGCAGUUCUCAGAUUAGUUCAGAAGGAGGAGCGAAUGUUGUGGUUGGUUUUGAAUUUAUAAAGCAAACACGGCAUCCUUUCUGCAACGUCUCCUCUGUUGUCUGUCAUUCUGUUGUGCAUUUUGACAUCAUCAAAGGAACAUGUACCACUGUCCUGAAUUUUGGGAUCCUCUUUUUCUUCUCCUGCUCUGAGAGAAAAUGGUGUUUUGAUCCUGCUUUACUUCCAUUUCCACACUGAAUAAAAAAAUAAACCGGGGCAAUCAGAUUUUUUGUGAAUUUGUACCACCGAAACAUCUGGAAUAAAUCUGAUCUCAUAUUCA